Molecule: messenger RNA, 6157 nt
Organism: Sciurus carolinensis (gray squirrel)
Lineage: Eukaryota; Metazoa; Chordata; Mammalia; Rodentia; Sciuridae
Gene: C2H14orf132
Product: chromosome 2 C14orf132 homolog
Exons: 2
Coding region: 204-455 (83 amino acids)
Source: RefSeq, a predicted model, not a curated record
GGCGCAGGGCUGGCUAGCUACGCGCCGCCACGCCGGGACUGGUGAGGUGCGCGCCGCCGCCGCGGGGACCCGGGGGCGCCUGUUCGCUGCUCCGCCCGCUCCUGGCCUGCGGUGCAGGCGGCUGGAUCCGCAGCAGCAGCGGCGACAGCGAAAACUCGAGCGCCAGUGGUAGCAGCAGUAGCAGCAGCAGCAGCGGUGACACCAUGGAUCUGUCUUUUAUGGCCGCACAGCUGCCCAUGAUGGGAGGAGCCUUCAUGGACUCGCCCAACGAGGACUUCAGCACCGAGUACUCCCUGUUCAACUCCUCCGCCAACGUCCACUCGGCCUCCAACGGCCAGGGCCAGCUGGAGGAGCCUCCUCGGUCCUCCAACGACGCCGUCUUGCUGUGGAUCGCCAUCAUAGCGACGCUGGGGAACAUCGUGGUGGUCGGGGUGGUGUACGCCUUCACCUUCUGAAGGCACGGGUGCCGCCGGCCACUCAGGACGGCCCCUCUGCACCAGGCCAUUAUGGGCCAGGCUUUCCACGUGGCCCCCUCUUGCCCUUGUUCAGAACCAGGAGCUCUGACCACUUGAACGACCUGACGGGCACCAAGUCCGUGCACCUGGAAUAUCCCUGGGCAGCCACGGGGGUAGAUGUCCCGGGCUGCAGUCAGGCUGUUCCAGACGUGGAAGUAUGAGCUUCCUGCUCCUGGAGGCCCAGCAGUGUGGCCUGCGAGGAGCCAGCUGGGGGUCAUUGGAACUGUGCUUCCAGAGCAGGAGACCAUGUGGAACAGGUGGUUAGGUUUGAACGGCGACGUGGCUUGGUGAUUGCUUGCUGCUGGUAAAUGACUGACACCGGGUCAUGUUUUAUACAGAUUUAUUAAACCCCCUGUGGGCGCUGGGGCAGGGGCAGCCCUCCAGCCCAGCUCAGUUUCCUGUUCAGCCCCUGGUAAUGCUGGUGAUCAUCUCCCAGGGCCAUAGGGCUGCCCUGAUCUGACUCGGAAAUGGCCUUUGUCACCAGGCACUUGGCUCCUGAUGGGUCCCGGGCACAUCAGGAAACCCAGGGAUGGGAGAUGACUGGUCACACGGUGGGGUUUCGGGGGCCUUGGUGUUCACUGCUGGAUGGACUUCCUGAACUUUUCAAGAAGAGGAGAGGGGACACCUUCCAAAGCCACUUCUGCCGGGCAGCUAACUUUUCAGCUGCCCAAAGUCACUCUUUCUUCUCUGAGGAGCCCUGGAAUUAGAGAAGGGAAAGUCGCAGGUCCACCUAAUAGCUGGACAGAUGGGAUGGGGAGGGCUGUGGUCUGCCUGUGGUCCCUGGGCCAGUUACUCGGUCAGCUCUGAAAGGUGUUUAACUCUUCCCGACCCGCUAUGCGCGGUGGUGAGAGUGGCGGAGAAGCUGCCCUCUGCGGGUGAACAUCGGGGUCUUGAGGCCAGGUGGGAGACGGCAGGGCGUUCUUAGCCUGUAUCUUAAGCCAGUCUGGAUACUGUGUGCUCUUCUGCGGGUCCGAAUCUGCUUCCACCCAGCCAGUUUCCCUGGGGGUCCUGCCAAACAAGGAAGCUCCAAGUAAAGAGGGGGGCAGGUGGGGCGUGCAGGGCCCAGCACACCCUCUGCCACCCCUUCCCGAGGCCACUCCCCCUGCAGAGGAGCGGAAAGCAUCUCAGGGGACCCGCUCGCCACAGGCCUGGGGUGUCUUUCCGCUCCCUUUCUCCCUCCACCACAGAAAAGAAAGUCGGUGCGUGAAUCUCCCCUCUGUGGUGGAGAAACUUUAAAGGCUAGUAAAGAAGCCCUGUGUGUGUCACUGCUGUCCAGGGGACAUGCGUGUUCUCGAUGACAGGCAAAGGGCAUCUCUGUUGUCCAGACGUGGCCACUCGGCUCUGGGAGCUGCCUGAUAACAGGAUUGCCAGUCUGGCCUCCAGACAGGGCCGUGGGCGGCCGCCAGCUCUGACCGGCCAUGCAGCCAUCUGCAAAUGCGUCUGCUCAGUGGAGGCCAUGAAUGGAGAGCCAGCCUGACCCUUACAGCCGGGGAGACGCGACCAGGGACCAUCUGCCUGGGACUCCUCACGGACUCACUGACACACAGCAGGCUGGACGGGGUAGUUAGCUUCACACACCGGGGGCUCCUGGGUGUCCGCCCGGCCUCUCCUCCUCAUCGGCCAGGUCUGCCUCCCAGCAAGACCUUCUUAGAUUUCUCCCUGGGAACCCGAAGAGAGGCUGCAGAGCCAGGACGGGGGCCAGCCGCCCUUUGAGAAGCAGGAAGCAGCCCCGGGCUCCCUGUGGCUGCGGAGAGGCAGGUGGCGCUGUGUCUGCCAUGACCGGGGGAGAGAGGCAGGAGGAACAGGGGCCUUGGAAAGGGCGCCCGCAUUCCAGUCCCCGGGGCUUGUGACUGCAGGGGUCUCCUCUGUGACACCCCCAGGCACACAUCAGUGCCAGUUGUCAGUAUUAAAGUCUCUGUCCUCCAAUCAGAGCCACGGACAGCCAGGUGCCUGGGCCUCCUGUCCACCCGCGGUGUGUGGAUCCCAGUCUUCCUCGUCACAGAUAACAGUGAGGAGCAAGGGAUGGAUUUCCAGCCGGAGAGUGAGCCGCGCUCUCCCUCCACCUCUGAGGGUCCUGUCUUGGUCAGGUAGGGGAAAAAUUGGCUCCUGUGCCUGAGUGCUGAGUGCAGGCACAGCGCCACAUUCGCACACACUACCCAAUCCUUGCAGUUAUUUUACAGCAUCAUUUCUCUAAUACACAGUGAGGAACUGGAGUCUCAGAGGAGUGAAGUAACUUUCCUGAGGCCACACAGCAUGCAAAUGAGGAGCUGUGAUUGGAACUGGGAAGCUGGAUCUACAGAGGCCCUGGGUCUGCAGUUUGUCUUUCAAAGAAAUGAAAGACGUGGAAUGGCCUGGGCCAACUCUGGCUCUCACAGGUCCCUGACCAUCCCCAGAACCAGGUAUCCUCAACCCCUGCCCAUGCCGUCUCUGCCUGACUCUAGAGUUGGUGGUCUCUGAUGCUGUCCCCAGCCAUCUAAGAUUGUCCACAGGUCUCCUCGUAAGGCUCCAGUGGGGUUCCCAAAGACAGCCUUUCUCAGGAUGCUGCAGAAGGGGACCCCUGACUGGGAGCCCUCGGGCAGUGCCCCCUGGGAAAGCUGCUCCCCGAAGCCAGAACCACCAGGCCAGGGUCGUGGGCCCAGCCUGUGUUGCAUGUUGACCUUGGCUUAGACGCAGGCCUUUCUCUGAGCUCCAGGGCUCUCCAGAGGAGGGGAAUGGAUGUUCUUCAUUCAGACCCCAGCUGGGGCCUCGGUCUGGCCUCUGCCCAAGAGAGAUGGAACCCAGCUCCCCCUUGGUUUGACGGGUCAGUGCUGAGGAAGGAGGCGCUUGCCUCUCGAGUAGCUGGUCCUCAGAGGACUGCAUUUGCUGGAAUAUUCUCUGUGCUCCAGGAGAUCAAGGUCAAGAGGCAGAUGAGACCCCUUCCCGACUCCUUGCAGGAGUCCCCAGGGUCCCAGGGAGCAGGAAGAAGGGCAGGCUGGCUCCACGAAGCUGCAGAGGCAGCAGGUCCGCCUCCAGCCCCAUUCCAGGUGGGAGCUGGGGAGCCUGCCAGGCCACGUUAGCGUGUGUCAGGCUCCGCCUCUGCACGGGCCCCACGUAGUCGUCAGCGCGUCAGCACCACCGUCUGACUCAGGCAAAUGGUCCUCUCCUGCAGCGGUGGCUCCCUCCACCAUGAGCAGGGAUGUCCCUAGUCACUCUCCCACCGCCGUUCCUCAGUCUCCCCUGUGGUGUGCUGCAUCUGUACUUCCCAAGUUACCCCUGGGGUGUAGAGGGGUGCACACUGUCACCCCACUUUUCUGUUGAAGAAACAGGCAAGCCAUACACCUGAGAGCCACAGCAGGGUGGGCCUCUGAGGCCAGGGCCUGGGAGAGGUGCUGGGAACCUUAGCCGGAUGUCACAAGUGAAGAGGGGCAGGCAUGGCCACGCGCACUGAGGCUUUCGCGUGCAGUGAGCAGGGCCAGAGCUUCAGGGAGAGCCGCUGAGGCUGCCCAGAAAACGAGUGCAGAGCUGAGGAGUCCCUGGGUGCCUGAUGCUCAGCACGUUCACCAGGAAGCACAGGGUUCCCCGGGUCGGCAGCAGAAGACCAAGGGGGGCCGCCAGGCAGAUCACGUGGAGUGUCCCCAGAGCAAGCCCAGGGGGGACUGUUGGUGUGACAGGGAAACCCAGGAGCUCUGUUCAGGGGUCCGAGGGGAACAGACGGAGCCCAACGGUCCAGACUCCUCUGUCCCAACCUCUCCCACCCCAGUGGCCCAUGGGCCCUGACCAUUCUGCCCAGAGAGAGGGACAGAGGAGAGGGCAGGCAAACUGGGUGUGGAGAGCCCAGAGGCACAAGUCCACCAUCACCAAGCAGGAAAAGGCGCCUCUCCCCAAAACCCAGAGAAGCAGAACCAUAACAACCACGGGUAUUACCGGUGCGACCUCCUGAGAUCAGAGCUGGAGCAACGACUGUCUUCUUGGGGGAGGGGACAAAGCCACACGGACCAUGGUGACUGGUGGAGAUGCAGGUAUUCCCAGGGUGAGGGAGUGUGACCACCAGGAACACCAAGGGCCACCCAGAGGACUGAGGCUGGUGGCCUGCACGCUGGAGUCCAGGUCUGCCUUGUCUGUCGAGUCACCGUGAAUUCCAGAAACAAGCAGGGGAGGAGCCCUGGGCCUGCAGGUCUCCACCAGCCGGCCCUGCACCCGCCCGGGCAGCCCCGUCCCCGCCUUGGUGAGGGUCUUGCUCUGCCUCUGGGUCUUCAAGCCGACUUCCGCCUCCCCAGAGGAGGUCGGAGCCCUGUUUUGCCACAGGAAUAAGUCCCAGCAGAUGCACAGGGUGCACCUAAGGAGAAUGUGCCACCUUGGCUGUGGGGGUCCCGGUCCCCCUCCACACCCAGCCCCUGACCCCUGAGUCUCUCACUGCGGUCUGGACAUCUUAAUGCAGGAGAAGCUGCAGCACUUACAACACAGCAGUCCCCUUGCUCCCGAUGGUCCUGGCUGCCAGGGAAGCUGGCCGGAAGGCAGCCAGAGCCAUCAGGACGGGAGGAGGCCGAGUCUCGAGGAGGUUUGGGCUCACUGCCAAGUGGAGCUGGUUGCAGGAGAGAGGGUCCCGGGCACCUGACUGCAGAGUCCAGACUCCACCAGGUCAGUGGUUCUCUGCUGCAGGCACUUUUGCCCCCAAGGGGACAUUUGACCAUGUCUAGAGACAUCUUUGGUUUUCACAACUUGAUGCGUGUGGGGUGGGGGUGGCGACGGCAUCUGGUGGCUGGGGGCCGGGGUUGCUGCCUAAGGUUCCACAGUGCACAGGACAGACCCACAUGACGAAGGGUUAGCAGCCCCCGAAGGCCAGCUGGGCCCGAGGUGGGGGACCUGCUCUAGGCCGAACGCUCUGAUUCCAAAACCACGAGGGUGUUUCCAAAGCGCUGCUUUUGCUCAUCCGUGAGACUCUGAAUAAGUAGAAGCCCUUCCCAGCAACAGCAGAGGGGUCAUGGCCACUGGCCGAGCUCAGAGAAUUCCGGCGGGGACCACCAUGGAACCCCUGGCAAGUCAGAUGGGACUUCUGGAAUCCCAAGCCACUCUGUCUCCGCGGCGCGGCUUUUGUGAGGACCCCAGCCUAAAUGGAGAAGACCCCACCGGUGGCCUGUGUCUCUGGCACCUCCAGGGACUGGCCCCACCCGCACCUCUCUGAGGCACAGCCUGGGGAGGAGCUUGGGCGUGGGGUGGCAUGGGAGGCCGGUGAUCAGCAGGGCCACCUGCCCUCCUCUGUUUCUGACCCUUUUCUCUCCCUCCUACUGAAGGCCUGCGUGUGCUCUUCCCACCAGUUAAACUUUUGCAGAAUUCCUAAUUCUUGUAACUUGCCAUCUGCAGACACCACGCCGACAGAAUCAGAAAUGUUUGCGUCUUGCUAACGUUUUCACGGUCGACCUGCGGCUUCCCUGAUGCAGAGUUAUUUCAGCUACUCCUGUAGGUCUUGGCUACUCCUGCUCCUGGUUUCGCCGUGAGACCACCCGGGGACUGGGGUGGUGGAAAGGCUCUCUUAAUGUAAGGUUCCAGUGUGUCCUUUUGAUGAAAAAUAUGUAACUUUCAAGGGUGUAAAACCAGUGGUGAACUCUCCCCCUUUGUUAGCAUUAUUGCUGUUGUCGUUUUCUAUUAUGAUAAUUAAAAAUAAA